Ciona intestinalis (vase tunicate) is the source of this 12072-nucleotide messenger RNA. The record is from RefSeq and is a predicted model, not a curated record. NCBI's taxonomy places the organism in Eukaryota, Metazoa, Chordata, Ascidiacea, Phlebobranchia, Cionidae.
AUGCCAGACCCAAUAACUUUAUUAAAGUUUGAUUCCUUUUGUGAAAAGGGCCUUUAUUUGCUGGUAAAGGUAUCAGAGAACCAAGAAGAAAUAAUAGUUUCAAAUAAUGUUGUUACUCAACCAAUUACAGUUGACUGUUCAAAUAUAUCAUCUUCCCUAAAGAUCCUUAACCCGAAAAUACUUACUGACAAAGCUGCAAUGACAACAUGUGAUGCUGAGAACUGUGUUCAUUAUCUCCCAACAAGUUUUGCCGAAGUUUCUUUAAAGUUAAAUUUUGAAGCACAGCUACAGCUUGAUAUUCCAAAGUAUGUUUCAGAGCACAGUUUACCAGAUCUACUCAAGACAAAUAUGAAGUUUCUUUUGAGCAAAACUGUUAAUUCAUUCCAUGUACUUGAUGGCGUGUAUGGUGUUGCUGUAAAUUUGACAUUUGGGACAGUGACAACAACCAAUCUUGAAACUGGUUAUAAACGAUUGUCAUCUUCUGUCUCUGGUUCCAUAAACUUUCAAUUUAUUGAAACAAACGCUUCAUCAGCAUUAUGUGGAAUGAUGUAUAUAUCACUUGUUGCUAUGUUACCUGGAAUAGGUUUUAAUGCAAUACCAUCACAUCCUGCUGUGGUUGAACCGGCAUUGAAAAUACAAUGCAUGCCAAACCUGUUUAACUUGAUCAGUGUAAAGGUGAUACCACAGCAACAAGACUUAUGGUUUGGAUAUGGCUCUCCUGUUAAUAUUAAACUGAUGGUUGAAUGUGGAGCUUCAGAUGAAAUAUGCUCACAACUGGUGUCUGCAGAUAUGGAUUAUUUUAACAUACAUCUAUGGGCAAGUGAGUCUACUUUACAUGAAGGCAGUAAAGUAGAAAUACAUCCACACAUUAUCUCAUCAUCACAAAUGGUUGAUGCAUAUGUUUGGCCAACAGCAGACUUCACAACAAAUGUAAUUUAUCCUGGGAAAAAGUUUCAAGCCAGCUUCAACAAGCAGUCUUAUAUAAAUCAAUAUAUCAUAAAAGGAAAUAUGGCAAUUGUGAAUGUAAAUCAAAUAAACUGCAUGAAGUACAGGUAUUUUGGGCUCGAGCUUGUGGCUGGGGAAAACCCAACUGUGAAGCAAAUCCUAUUACAUGGCAAUGUUACUACUGAUGAUAAAAUACAUUGGAUUCCAUUUACAUGGAGUUGCAAACAUGAUUCUGGUGCAGAUGAUGUUGGCUUUGAUCUAACUGUAUUGUCCAGUGUUGUCAAUCAACAAUCAUGGAAUAUGGCCGAUAUAAGCAGUAUGGAGUACAGCAACUUGGUUGGUAUAUCCAGUACUGUGUUUCAUGGAAUUCAUUCACUUAAUGGUAUAACUGGUGCUCUUUAUGAUGAAAGAAAAUUUCAAUAUUCAUUUUUCCUAUCUUUGGAUGACAUACUUUCUGAUAACGAUCGCAAGCUGGAAAUGAUUGAAAGAACAGAUUUUGUGGAAGUUUUAAAUGAACCACUUCAUAGACAAAUGUCAUACAAUGCAAGAUAUCAUAUUCAUGGUGAUCUAAAGAUAUCAGCCAAAGAUAUAGCUUAUUUGUGCACCUUUACUGCAGCAAACCAAACAACAAAUGUUUAUCUUAUACUGCAAUUGACAACUAAGUUGCAUGGAGAAAUUGAUGAAUUGAACAACAUUUUUGCAACACAAAUCCAAAUCAACUCAUGUUCUUCCUCCUCAAUAUACAAUCAUAUUAACCAUGCUUUGUUAGUUGGUGGUUUGGCUUUAAAACUUGGUCAGAAUGUUGAGUUGUAUUUUGAAGUUGCUGAUGGUAGAUCCAAUAUUGAGAUGGGAGAGCAGAUUAUGCCAGAUUUGUUCUUGUCUGUAGCACUUUGUCCAGUUCAAAAUGGUUUGGUUGGAAGCCAAAAUAAGAAUCACGAUAAAAAGGAUGUUUUGAUCACUUCUAUGUUUCCGAUAAGUGGACAAAUGGAUGUUGUUAGAAGUCUAAAUUCUUCUACUUCUAUCUGGCUGGAAAGAAAAACACGCUGUAUUGAAAGUUCUCACUUAUAUGGCUUAUCUGGAUCAUGUAAAAGUAAAGUUGCUUUUACUUUACCUUCAGAUGGCUCAUUGUGUAAUCAUAUAUGGAAACUAAAGAUUGUAAUACACUCAUUUUAUUCAAAGUCAUUGUUUGUAUCUACAAGCAGAUUGAUUGACGGUGUGAGUACUGUAUGUCCUGGUGAAUACAUCGCACUGUUUGGUCAUCAAUUGUAUAACCUUCCACAAGCGUUGGUACCAGGAAAAAGCCACCAAGUGGCAUUUAAUAUCAAUAUUGGAGAAAGCAUGGACAGUAAAUCUAUGAAUACCACUGCAAUAAUAUCAAACAAUUGGCAAUAUGAUGUUGAAACAAACUUUGUAAAUUGUGGUUCAGAUCAUAACAUGAAAAUUGGAUUUUCAAAAGCAACUUGCAGCAAUAAGGUUUCAAGUGAUGUAUCUCCUGAAGGAAAAGUUUCCAUGUUUACUUCAUGUGUCACUGAAAUAAACAUUCCAGAUAAUCUGACAUGUACUGAACCAUGGGAACAUUGCAUGACUAUCAAAGUUUCAAAAGGUGAUACAGAUCUAACACUGUCACGCUUAGUGCCUUGGCAUUAUACCAGUGUUACCUGUACAAAGACAGAAAAGUCAGAAUACAUUGAUUAUUUCAUAUCAACAAAGACAAUGAGAAUCACUUUAUAUGAAGAUGUGGUAAACACUCUACAAGUUGAUAUUGGAUUACAAUUUUACGAUGAAAACAUGUUCUCCACCUAUAUGGAUUUACUGGACAUGGAGAAAUAUGUGCAAGUUAAAUUCUGGUUGACUAAGGAAACUAACAUAACCUACCCAAUCGAUCCUUACAAUGGAAAAGUGAUGACCCAAUUGCCUGGUGUGACUUACUCAGUUGUAGAACCAGCAGCUCUCAUCUAUCCUGACGUUUUAACCUCUUCACUUAUCUUUGAAAUUCCAUUCAUCACUUCAUAUGGUUGGAAUGAAAUGUUCUGUGGCAACUUCCAUAUUAUAAUUGAGUUAACAUCACUAUAUACCAAUGCAUCGGAUGUACAAUUACUUAAUAAUACGGUGAUGCUACCAGCAAAUAUUGUCUGCAAAGGAGAUCUUUUCCAAGUCACAAAAGGGGAAUUACAGACAGUAUAUCCAAUUCUUUAUCUGUACACUGAUGUUCCACAAACAGUGAAUUUGAUCAUGGAAAUGGAAAGUACCAACAGUAGCCUUGAUAUAGUUGACAUACUAACUGUUGGUGGCAAGCUCUUAUCUACCUUUGAUGCUUACAUAUCUGUUGAUCCUUAUCUUAACAUAUUUCUUGAUGAUGCUGUUAGCUUGGACAUCAUGAAUGCCACCCACACUCAAGAUAGUUGCUGUACCAACAGAACAACUGUGUCAAUAGAAGCUGUAAUUACAAUACCCAAGAAGGCAUGUCGAAUUUUCCCAGUGUAUCUCAUUAUACUUGCACAAGGUCCUUUGGCUAUCAGAGAGUCUGAAAAACAGAAUGGCAAUAAUUAUCUGUCUUUCCCAAUUGACAAGGGUGAACUAUUGUCUUGUGAUGUAUUUGAUGAAAAUGAUUUGAAGUUGGCCAUCUCUAAUAUUCAUGUCUUAAAAGUAACAGGGCAUCCUCUUUUGGUUGCCACUCGUUAUAAUUUCACAGUUACAGUCUUAUUCGACAAAAUCAACGUUGCUACACAAAACAUGGCUUCUGCACUGCCCAACCUAAAUCUAAAGUUGUACAUUUCCAAACCGGGAACCCUGCAAAACCGUCUCAAACUUGCUGAUGGACACUUACAUUCAUUUAUUCCCAAAACUGAGUUGAUAAAAGUUACAAAUCUUCUGGUUUCUGAAGUGAAAUUAGCUGGAGAAAUUGUUUUACCUCUGGAUUUAAUGACAGAGAGCUGGAAGUUUUGUGGAUCUGUCCAUAUUAUUGCAAUCCUUGAUGAAAUGAGUGUUUAUGGCGAUAAAGAUAGGUCUGAUAAUGUUUUAACUUUGCCUUUGGUUCUGGGCUGUCAUGGUGAUGCAUUAAGUGUUUCUGAUGUCCAUAUUCAGAAAUCUACUCAGACUACAGAUGUAACUUUGUUUGGAAAGCACUUCAAUAACUCAAUUUCUCAGAAUAAUUUAAUAUUGAAAUCUGGAUACAAUGAAGCUGUGAAUAUAAAUCUUACAUUGUGGAACACAGAAGAUGCUGCUCUCUCUAACUUCCAAAUUCUGUUUAACGUCUUUAGACUUUCUUUGAUCUCUAACACUACUGACCCAGCAAAUCUCCUCAAAAUUAAUGUUACUCAUUCACCAAUAUAUAUACCAAGUGGUGGCAAUCAUGCUGUUCAGAUAUCUGGUACAAUGUUAGCUAAACCUGAACUAUGCAGCAUUCUGCAUCAAAACAAUCAACUCCACUUUCACCAAGACUUUGGCUUGAUUGCAAGGAAUAUCUCAUGGAACAUUCUAGUCUUGAUUUCCUCCAGGAAAGAUUUAAUUACUUAUAACAAUGAAUUUACAAUAAUCACAGAUAUCUUGUGUGAUGGAUAUCCCGAUAUUGCUGUACCUUCUCUACCAAACGAAGGAGAAUUUACAAUGGAACAGAAACAUGGAGCCAGGGCAUUGCUCUUUCAUACAAACCAUACAUUCAUGCUUCAGUUUGAUCUGAAUCUUUUUCAAGGCAGUUUGAUCCAAAUUUGUCCCGAUCUUCCUUCAAACAAUGUAACCGAUGCCAAUAAAAAUAUAUCUGAGAAUGUGAAUGCUUAUACUACAGAAACUCCUGCUGAUACAACAAAAACUUCUGCUUAUGACACUACAGACACUUCAACAAGCAGCGAAGAUACAUCAGAUGUAUACGAAACUUAUGAUGACAUUCUAGAUCAAACUGAAAACCCAAAUAAUUUGAAUAACAGUGAAAAUUUAAAUGCUAUCAACAAUUUAAGCACUGCUGAAUUUACCAAAGACAGUGACACCACUACUACUAAACCAGCUUCAAUACCAACAACAUCUAAUAAACCAGAAACUACCACUCCUUUAAACAAAGUAUUAAGUGUUCCAAGAUUUAUUCGAAGUGUUCAUUAUAUUGAAGAAGCAACUACAAUCAAUUCAAGUUUGUCAAAAGAAGUCAAUAAAACUACAACCAGAGUAAACAUAUGUUCAGUAAACACCACCCUUGUAAAUAUUCACAAUAUUAAAAUCAUGUUCGGGCUAUUUUUAAAGUUACCCAGUACUACCGGACCUAUUCAGACUUCUGUAUACAAAACAGAGGUUGCGGAACUGGAUGACUUAAACUUAACAAUGUUGAAUGAAACAAGUGUAUCUGCUUACUUCAUUAUGCACAAUGUUUCAUUUGAUGGCAAUCUUCAUUUCCAUCUAUGCUCAAAUGAAGACCAACUGGUCAAUGUUGGGGUAUUGGUACACAUGGUUUAUGAUAAAGACAAUAUGAGCAUUGUAUAUGAUCAUGAUACUACACAAAACACUGCUUAUCUUUCUGCAAAAUUAGAGAAUUGUCCUUCAGAUACAAGGGUUUACAUUGAUGAAUUUUCGCUGAACAACAACGCACUAGUUGUGCGCGUUCCUUCAUCAGUUCCAUACAAACUACGUACUACCAUCUACAACACAGCAGCUUUCACACAAAAUUCCCAACUAAAGAUUUUUUUUCAUCUUUGCAAUGAUAUGAAAAACCAAAGCCAGCAACAAUUACCUGUUUUUUCUACAGCUAUAUAUUUUGGAUUAAUGACCAAUAACACCUGCUUAAAAUUAAACCAAACCUUAACAACCAACCAACAAGCAGCAGUUUCAACUGACUUAUACAAAAGGAUUGUUAAAGUUGAUAUAAGUGACAUUAAUGUUGGCUUGAACUUCAAAUUAGAUUCCCAGUUGUAUAGGUUUUGCUGGAAAGUAGUGACAUUACAUGUGCUAGUCUACAGUGAGCUUGGAGAAAAAUCAACAAAGGAUAAAUCAUUUGUACUCCACACUCACAAGAGCUAUUCCAACUCUACUUUUUACUUGGAAUGUGGGAGUCAAGACUCAGAUCAAUGUUCUACUGAAUUCCACAAGUGCAAAGCACCAGCUGUGUGCAGGAACUUGUACAAUGGAUAUGAAUGCAUGUGUGAGGAUGUGAACAAACUUGCAGAUCAGAAUGGAUACUGUGUGGAUACCAAGUAUUGCCUUCUUCAAAAUGAAUCUUCUCUUGGUAUGCAUUUCAAAUGCAAUGCUUCAUGUCCAAGUGGGCACAAAUAUAUAAAUGGAGUUUGUGUUAAAGUAAAUGAAUGUAGAACAACAUCAGUAUGCCAUCACAAAGCACAAUGUUACAACACACCAGGGUCUUACGUCUGCACAUGUAGUGAAGGAUAUUCCGGGGAUGGAAAAACAUGUUAUGACAUGAAGAACUGCACAGAGACCUCAUGUAAAGGUGGUAUAUGUCAGGAACAAGACCCUGGAUACAGAUGUUACUGCAAUGGUACAAGUGCAUCAUCAGAUUCUUGCAUUACCCAACCUAUUCAAUGGUCAAGUUGGUCAAACUUUACCAAAUGCUCCACAUUUUGUGGCAUAGGUGUUCAACAAAGAUCAAGGAUAUGUAAACAAGAAGGUGAAACAAGAAACAACUCUUUGUGCCAAGGUCCAUCUAUUGAUACAGUGGCAUGUGUAUCUCAAUCAUGUGAAGCAGCUCAAGCUGAUAUUUGUGCAAACAAAUCAGACAGAUGUGAUCAGCAGAGAAAUCGUGGUGUUUGCUACAGAGAUACUCCGGAUACUUACAAAUGUGAAUGCAUCCCUCCACUUAAAGCAAUUAUUUCAAAUGAAACUUUACAGCAGUGUGGCCACAAUACAUUGAAUACUUCUCUUGUAAUCAAAACCCAAAAUAUGACAACUGUUACACAACCACAACAAGAUCAAUUAUUCUGGAUCGAGGAAACUUCUUCAUCCAAAUGUCUAAAACAACAGAGCAGCUCGUCAACUUUAUUAUUGGAACAAAAGUUGCCAUUUCCAAUUCCUAUUUCUACUGAAGGCAAUGUAGAAGACAUUCGUUACAUUUAUGUUGCACAGAAUGGAAUUGUAGUUCUGUCAAAUAAGUCAAUUCCAUUACCCAACGCUCAGCUGUUGCAGAAUCCAAGCCAUCUUCUGUAUUUCUCGUUUAUAAAAGAUUUCGGUGCAUUGGUUGCUCCUCUUUGGUUGAGAGCGAGUGUUAACUUUACCAACCCAAACUCUGAUGCUUGCAUUGAAAUCUUUGACAAAUUUAGCUCAACAAAUGAUUCUAUAUUUCACAAUGUAGACAGAUACAUUUCAACAAGGACAAACUCAAAUUUUUCUGCUUUGUUAAUCAGCACUGUUACAUGGCAGAACAUUUUCCCAAAAUGGGAUGCUGAGUACAGCUAUCAAACAAAUACCAGCACAAAUGAAUUAAUAUUUCAGUUAAAUCUAGUCACAGACUACAAGGAAAUAUUUGCCAUUUCUUCAUACAAGGAAAUGAAAUUAACAACAAAAGCUUCAAUCUCAGAAACAAAUUCUGCAUCUGGGCCUGCUGUAUUUAAAGGCUUUGUAAAUUCCUUUGGUCAAAAGUCACAUAACCUCAGGUACACCAUUAAAGACAGUGGAGUGGUAUAUGACAUGAAACCUGUAUUCAACAUAUCAUCCUUGGAACAUACAACAACAUUAACUAACAUUACCCAUUCUAAAUCAAAUGAAGCAGUUACAAGGUGUAUUCAGUGGGCAUCAACACAACAAACACGUCACUCAAUCAACAUAAGUCAGUCUUGUCCUCCAACAUUGGCAAGGGUUGUAUUGGAGCCUCUUGUUUGGACGAUCACAGAGCACUGGUCUGUUUCGAAAUCUUUUGAAGCAUAUCUAUGGAUGAAAAAUACAACGGAAAUUGAGAGAACGAGACGAAUAUCGGCCUGGAAAAGCAGAAUAUCUGCUCACACAGAUGGGCCUUUACAUUGCUAUACAAGGGUUGUUCCUGACACAAAUGGAUGGAAUGUAGAUUGUUGUUACUUGGAAAAGCAUGGACUUUUGGUAUCAAACAUUGACCAGUGGCAUUUGAGUGGAUUCACACGCAAGAUCAACAAUAAAGAUAGUGUUAUACACUUUGAAAACGAUCUCCUGCCUUUACUUGACUGCUGUGCACUUACUACAGUUACUGACCAAAUUUGUCCGAUUUAUUCCCAACGUCGUCCUUUGCCAGGUUCAUCCCAACAUACAGUUGUUGGAUUGGCUUAUGGUGGAGGUGACCCUUUCCUACGUACUUUAGAUGGUGCUUUGGUACGAAUAAAUGUUCCUGGCCACUUUGUGGCAGUAGACAGCACAUCGUUUUCUCUCCAUGCUUCAGUAGAUAGUCGCUCUGUAAACAACAAACAAGUUCUUGUAAUAACAAGGUUAAUAGCAGGGUUGGCACAAGGGGUUGAUGGUUUAGUGGAGAUUGAUUUGUUUGCAAAGGGUUUACUCAACUUCACUGUAAAUGGAAUAUCUUUUUUUGAUCAUGCUAUACACACUAAAGAUGGAACCAUCAUAUCGGGCACGGAAGUUUAUUCUCAGUUAGAUUUCACUUUCAGAAAACUGAUCACUCUAUCUGUGCGUGCUGUGGAAAACUCUGUUGUGUUUUUGUUGCAACUUCCAUUUAGUUUUCAGGGUAACACUAAAGGAUUGUUAGGGAAUUUCGACAGUGAUCCUCAAAAUGACUUUAUUACUUCACUGGGCAUUCCGUUGCCCACAGUUACCACAUCUAAUGAUGAUGUGACAUUGGAAACCAAGUAUCUUGAGGACCAGUUCACAGAAUCAUGGAUGGUGCCAGUGGUAGUAAAUAUCAAGGAUAUGGUGUCAAACAUAUCAAGAGUUACAUCACAAAGUCAACUUGUUUAUCCAACGAUGCUGAACCAUCCAACUCAACAGACUUCAAUUAAUUCUACUAUUUGUCAAAAUUUUACUGAAACUGCCUUCGCAAGUUUAGUUUGUGAAAGCAGUUUAAGGACAUCGGGCAGUGAGCUCUUUGCUGCCUCUUCUGGUGAAGCAAUCACAAACCUAGUUAAGCAAACAGCCAAGGAAUCAAAUACUGGAUCACAGGCUGUCCUUAAAUGUGCCGAUGUUUUGGUCACCUAUUGUGGUGAAGUAAGCACCAUGGAAUGUGUGCUGGAGGUUGAAGCUGUAUACCAAGCUUCACUUCAUUUAACCAAUCAAUCAGCUGGCAACUUAAACUUGACAUCUUCUGUAUUUGGUGUGAUAAGUUACAACUUCUCUUUUGAUUUAACCAGUGAUGUUUUUGAUUCAUCCCCCCUUCAAACCUCUACACCUAAUAAUGAGCCAAUGUUGGGGUUAAGUACGCUUCCAUCCACUCUCAGAAAGCCAAUCAAAUUUGAAGCAUUUACAACAUUAGCAGAUAGUGAACCAGACCUUGUUGCUACUCAUGUUCAAAAACUUAUAUUUUGCCCAUGUCUUCUGAAGGAGCAGUGUAACACUAACAAUACCUACCUGAUACACAACACAGAUGAUCUUUCAGUUGAAGGUGAUUGGUUGUCAAUAGCUGAAUGUGAAUGUCCACCAUGGAAGAAUGGAUUGCUUUGCCAGUUUGACAUCAACCCAUGUGACUACCACCCUUGCUUUGCAGAUGUUAUGUGUACUUUCAACACAACCAUCAGCAACUACACAUGUGGAGAAUGUCCAAAUGGGAUGCGUGGUGAUGGGGUUGACUGUUACGCCAAUCUGUGUGAAAAUUACAACUCAACAUAUGGGUUGAACUGUGAAUACCGUUGUGUUAUGAAAGAUGGCACGCCUACAUGCGAAUGUCCACAGGGAUUUAGGAUUAACUCAGAUAAUAUAACCUGUUCAGAUAUAAAUGAAUGUGAAGCCUACUUCUCUAGUUGCAGUCAACCUUACUCCACAUGCAUCAACAACCCUGGCAGUUAUCAAUGUGGUUGCCAAAGUGGAUUUCAACUUGAAAAUGAAAGAUGCAUAGACAUUGAUGAGUGUCUGGUUGGCGACAGUAACUGCUCAGUAAGAUGUAUAAACACCGCUGGUAGCUACAUCUGUUCAUGUUACUCUGGGUUUGAAUUACACACUGAUGGCAGAACAUGUAUGGAUAUUGAUGAGUGUAAGAAUGCCCACCCAUGUAGCCACACUUGUCACAAUACAAUUGGAUUAUUUACUUGUUCAUGUAAUGAAGGAUUUGUGUUGGACACCGAUAGAAGGGAUUGUAUACCUGAAAAAUCGUGCAGUCCAGAAGUGCUUGAAACAUUUUGUAACUUCCCCCACGCUUCAUGUUCAAACAGCUCAGGAGCAGCAUCGUGUGGCUGCGAGAGUGGCUACAAAUAUGUAACUAAUUUUUUCACAAAAAGGUGUGACAACAUCAACGAAUGCACUUUGUCUACUAAAAUAUGCCCAGAAGGUUCUGAAUGUUUGGAUUCUGAUGGAAGUUAUUUUUGCCAAUGCAUGGAUGGAUAUCAAGCUAUAGAUGGUGGUGGUGGAUGUGAAAAUGUGAAUGAAUGUCAGGUAGAUAAUGGUGGCUGUGAUCAUAUUUGCUCUGAUGUCAUUGGAUCUUAUUCAUGCAAAUGUUGGAAAGGUUACGUGCUUAAAGAUGGAACAACAUGUGAAGACAUUGAUGAAUGUUCCUUGACACAAUCCGUCUAUUGCGACACAAACGCUGCUUGUAUAAAUCAACCAGGAUCAUUUGAAUGCUAUUGUAACAAAGGGUAUAUUGGAAAUGGACUUACAUGUGUUGAUGUUAACGAAUGCUCAUACAAUAAUGGUGGUUGUCAGUUUCUGUGCAAAAACAAGCCUGGUGGUGUAGAGUGCUCAUGUCCACUUGGUUAUUUAAAAGAGAAGAAUGGAAAAUCAUGUCGGGAUGUGAAUGAAUGUGCACGUAGUGAACUGCACACAUGUCGUGGUUCAGCUCUUUGCCGUAAUUUCGUUCCCGGCUUUACAUGUUACUGUCCGGAAGGUUACCAAACCACAUCCAACACUUCAACUACAAUGUGUGAGCCAACUGCAGAACUAACUAGCAAGUUGAAUACCGACAAUAUUGCUAAGCAACAAUGCAAAUUAUGUGAUCAUGGUUGUUCCUUGACUCCAAAUUCGGCUGGAUUACAUGAUGUUAUAUGUUUGUGUCCACUUGGUUUUACACUGGAAGAUGACAAAGUAACAUGUAUAGAUGUAAAUGAAUGCAAGACUAAACAACCGUGUGGGGAAAACUCUAUUUGCGACAACACACAUGGAUCAUUUACAUGCAAUUGUACAUCAGAUAUAUUUAUCCCUGAUAAAGAUGGUUUGGCUUGCACUGAGAAUCGCGGCAACUGGGGUCCAUGGAGUGACUUUAGUCCAUGCACAGUUCAAUGUGAUUACACAUAUAGAAGCAGACACCGGUUAUGUAAUAACCCUCCACCAAGUUCAGAAGGGUCACCAUGUGUUGGAUCUAGUGUUGAAUACACUCUCUGUGCAGAGGUUAACUGUGAAGUUGACUUGCCGGAAGAGAUAAAUUCAGUUGAAGUUAUUUUAUCGCCUACCACAAUGUUGCAUUGGUUAAAAGAUAUCAGAGAAGGGUUUUCAAUGUGGUUGACGAACUCCGUGGACCAAUUCUGUCAGGAAAAUUUCACAUUAUGCUGUGGGCAUUCUGCUUCUGCAUCACAAAACAUACAAAGUGGUCACUUUGCCGUUUUCAGAGAUCCAGUGGUUUCAUCUUAUCCACGUGAAGUACAGGGUGGUGUGCGACUCAAAGUCACGGCUCAUUGGAAUCCACUGAAUGAUUUUUGUCAUGUCAAUUCACCUGCAACAGCCCGCACAUCUAACAUACACGCACCAAAUGUUCAGACUGUUCAACAUGUUAAGUCAGACAUUUUGUUAAAGGCACUAGAGUAUGGAAAUGUUUCCAAAUCUAAUACCAACAUAUUUGAAACAAGUCUAAUUAGGUCAUUACAUUUGGGAAUGCCAAGGCCAGUUCCCAAUGUCUUUGAAUUGCCCGUUAUUCUGGCUGUAAUAACUAUGUGCAUCAUUUUUGCUUCUGUUUUAAUUUAUGUUUUGAUCAAAUCGAUUCGAACUGUUUCAAUGUCAAAAACAGAAACUGUGGAAAGCCGAACAGCUUCAAGAUUAUCGACUUCUUCAAAAUCGGAAAACAAAGAACAGUUUUUACACUAA